This is a messenger RNA of Cololabis saira (Pacific saury), 5656 nucleotides long. It is a transcript of the gene zbtb7a, whose product is annotated as zinc finger and BTB domain containing 7a. The transcript is spliced from 4 exons. The record is from RefSeq and is a predicted model, not a curated record. The coding region runs from base 170 to 2071 and encodes 633 amino acids. Gene Ontology annotation, molecular function: protein binding; DNA-binding transcription factor activity, RNA polymerase II-specific; RNA polymerase II cis-regulatory region sequence-specific DNA binding. Gene Ontology annotation, biological process: regulation of transcription by RNA polymerase II. NCBI's taxonomy places the organism in Eukaryota, Metazoa, Chordata, Actinopteri, Beloniformes, Belonidae.
UUGUUUGACUUGCAAAGCAGGCCUGGGCGCUCAUGGACUGAGCACUGAGAAAGGGCCCUUCCCUGAAAGUGGAACGCCACGGAUACGGACAGCUGCGGUACAGCUUUGUGCUGGGCUGCAGGCCUUGUCACCCACAGGCAUGAAUUAGUGAUAAGGAAUGUUUUAAGCCAUGAGGAGGUGUCAGGAUCAGAUAGGCAGACAGACAGACGGCAGGACGGAUACACGGGAGGGGGCUGUGCUAGGUGGCUCGGCGGCAGGCUGGUGGAAGAUGUCGUCAGGAGCCGGCGGGAGGGGAGGAAGGCGGCUCAGGGCGACAUUGGGCAUUGGAGGUGGAGGAGGGAGAGGGGGAGCAGGAGAGGCAGAGGAAGGCCCCGUGGGGAUCCCCUUCCCCGAACACAGCGCAGACGUCCUGGGCGGUCUUAACAAGCAGCGGCUCAGUGGGUUACUCUGUGAUGUCCUCCUGGUUACCCAGGACCGGGAGUUCCACGCUCACCGCUCCGUCCUGGCGUCCUGCAGCUCCUACUUCCACAAGCUCUUCACUUCAGGGGCCGCCGCUGACCAACAAAACAUCUACAGCAUCGACUUUGUGGCGGCAGAGGCUCUGGGAGCUUUGUUGGACUUUGCCUACACAGCCACAUUGACAGUCAGUCACAGCAGUGUGGCUGACAUCCUCGCUGCUGCACGCCUCCUGGAAAUCCCUCCCGUCCAGGAUGUCUGUACACACCUGCUGGACACCAAAGUGCUCUCCCUGCCGACGGGCAGUGAGGAAAGAAAUGAAGAUGAAGAUGAAGAGGGCAAAGGCACAGGAGGGAAGGAGCAGGGCGACCGGGCGCGGGCCCGGGAGUACCUGGAGUACUUCCAGAGAGGGGCACACUGGAGCAGUAGCUGCAGCACGCCGGAGCUCAGGGACCUGCCCACACACCUGCACCUUAAUCUCGGUAAUGGGAGCAUCCCCAGCAACGGAACUCCCGCCGGCCCCGGAGAGUACUUCUCCCCCCUGGCCCUCGCUUUGUCCCAGCCCCCUACGCAGGAACCAGAGGAUGAAGAUGAGGAUGAAGAUGACGAUGAGGAUGGAGAGGCUAUGCAAAGCAACGGAACAAGCUUGGGGUCGUCGUUCUAUCCGCCGCCUCAAAAUGGUCACUUUUACCUCCCUCCUGAGGCUCGGCAGGGGCAAGAGGAGGAAGCAGAGGACAGUUGUAGGGAGGGGAGGGUGAGGGAGAGAGGUCCGGCCAGCGCCCUCCUGCAGCAAAUGAUGGACUCAAUCGAGAGGCAGAAGGAGCGCGCAGCGACCGGGGAGGAACCUGGAGAUGGGGAUGAUCCUGACAUGGAAUUUUACUUGAAUUAUUUUAGCAGCACACAGCAUGAGGAUACUGCCUCUGCUGCUUUGACACAGGGAGUGCCAUCGUUAUGGCUAUCACGAGGUAAUACAGGCCAACACAGACCAGGAGGGGAGAGGGGGGUGGGAGAGAGAGGCAGUGGGGGUGGAGGAGGUGGAGGAGAAAGGAAGAUGCGCUCCAAGGCUUUUCAGAAGUGCCCCAUAUGCUCAAAGGUCAUUCAAGGCGCAGGCAAGCUACCCCGCCACAUCAGAACACACACAGGAGAGAAACCCUAUGAAUGCGCCAUCUGCAAAGUGCGCUUUACCAGACAGGACAAGCUCAAGGUUCACAUGCGGAAGCAUACAGGAGAAAAGCCUUACCUGUGUACACAGUGUGGAGCUGCCUUUGCUCACAACUACGACCUAAAGAACCACAUGCGUGUACACACUGGCCUGCGCCCUUAUCAGUGCUCGAGCUGCUUUAAGACUUUUGUGCGCUCAGACCAUCUGCACCGCCACCUCAAGAAGGACGGCUGCAAUGGCAUCCCCUCCCGUCGCGGCAGAAAACCGCGGGUGAGAGAAGCCGGGCUCCUGGAAGCCCCACAAGGUCUACUGAGCAGCCACGACACUGGGCCUCUUAGCAUCAGGGGACGACCUCGUUCUGAGACAUCCUCAGCAGCAGAGCUGGAGGCCGUUGCUGGAGUACUUGCACCGAGUCCUCAGCUGCAGGAGUUAGCAGGGGAAGAAGGUUUGUGAGACUACAGGUGCAGCAAGGACACUGCUGGACACCACAUUCACUCUGCACCGCCUGUGAGACAGGCCAACGAUCAGAGAAAAAGCAAAGGCAAUUAAAAAAAAAAAAAAACAAUAAAAAAAACAGACGAAACAACUAACUAUUCCUCUAUAAACCAAAUCAGGGUGUCACAAAAAUCUAAUCUUUAUAUGUCUUUCUCCUUUUACUUUAGGAAAUGGAUAGACUCGCAAGCACUUGAGUUGGUUUAUUUGUUAAAGAGCAAAGAACGCUUCAAAUCAUGCACCCCAUGAUGUCCACUUUCUGGACCAUUUCUUUCUUUGUAAUAUUAGAGGUUUUAUACAUUGGCAUAUGUGCUUAGGCAAAUGUAUGAUAGAUACAAAGAAACUAUUAGCAACUAUGCAGUUGAUUUAGUUUUCUUUUUUACAGUUUUGUCCUCACAGCCUUCAAGCUCAAAGAAGGGUGAUUGUCUUGCACCCUCUGGCUGAUGUACGGGUGAGGCGAGGACAAAUCCUCCUAGUGAAAAAAAAUCUUUUUCUAUUCUUUUGCAGAUCUGAAAUGUACAGUUACCAUAGAAACAAAAUUGCCACAUGAUAUAUGCAAGGAAAAACUCACCACGGUUUUGAUGCAACAGCUUUUUUUUCCUCUCUAAAUGUUCCAGAAAGAAUCAGACAAGGGUUUGAUUGAAGUGUUACUUACUCUAAAAAAAAAAAUGCAUCUUCUGAAUCUAUAUUUUGUCUCAUUGAAAUACAAAUUAAUACUGAGUCAAAUCCACUUUAAUGGGGGCUCGCUUAUUGCAGGACUAGGGAAUACGAGAGGUGACGCAUUUGUGUUUUUGAAGCACUACCAUUGUCAAUGUAUCUGCUGGCUUUACUACAUUGCCUCUUGUCCCUCACAAACCUGCAAAGUCAGCAUUUUUGUUUUUUCAAUUUUGAUUUGUCUUAAUUUUUGUUCCUUUUUGUUGACUGCUUUGGGUACUUGACACUUUAUAAUUGUGUGUGUGUAUAUAUAGCAGGUGGUGAUAUGACAUUGGCUCCCUCUCGCAGAGGUAUACUUACCAGUCAUGUUUUUCCUCUUACGAUUGAUGUCAUACUUCUCACAGAGUGAUGCUUGUGGGUGAACGAAACAAACUGUGUGAAUGUUCAAUGGGGAAAAAAAAAGAAGAAGAAAAAACAUUUAGUCACAUAUUUGUUUAAAACGUAACACUUGACAUGUACAGUUCCUGCCCAAAGGAUUAGGGGGUCGAAUGAAUGAAUGUGCUUAACCUUGUGGAAUCCAUCCUUGUUAAACAAGGCAUGGGUAUCAUUUAACCAACCGCAGGUUAAAGGACUGGCAGGGAGUGAGAGUGACAAAGAGUACGAAGAAGACAUAGAUGAGCACCUUUUUUUUUUUUUUUUUUUUUUCUUUGUUUGCACAGCUUUACUAAAGAUAUCCAACAGAGCAAGAGGGGAGUAUAAUAUUUAAAGGAAGUGGGUUCUUGUUGGGUAAGGAGUGAGAGGAGCUUUAUGUAUCAUGCUUAUUCCAAUCUUUUUUGCCCUUGGGACCACACAACCAUAAGGCAACCUGUAUGAUGAAGAGAGCAAUAAAUACCUGUCCAAGUUGGGAGGCCAAAUUGGAGCGAAGCUGCAGCUGGUUGGUGGGGGAGGGGGAAUAAGAGGAGGGGAGGGGGCUCUCACAAUGUCUGUUGCAUUCCAAAAAAUAAUCUCCCCCGGCUCAGCCACGUUUCCAGGCAGGAGGGGAUCAAAUCAGGCCUUUUCCCUCCCUCUCUCUGCCUCUACAGUCCUCUAAUGCCCCCAAACCAGCCUGGAGGAGAUAUUAUUAUAUUAGAGCCUGGUGUUACUAUGGGGAGGACGCCUGGUUCUCGCAGUUUACUGUGGGAGUAUGUUUACAUGUACAUGUGUUUUGCGUGCGUGCAUGUGUGUGUACGUGUGGGUUUGGGUGUGGGUGUGCGUGCGUGCGUGCGUGCUUGCGUGUGUGGGUGUGUGUGUGUGUGUGUGUGUGUGUGUGUGGCAGCCAGGGUCCCUCUGGCCACAUCAUCAGCGUGUGAGUCAGGCACAGCCUGUUCAAACAUGCACCCUGAGCUGCCAGCUCCAAUGCACUUUCCCUGUCUCUCUCACACACACACACACACACACACACUGAUGUCCAGGUAUCCUCUGGUGAGGGGAAAAAAUGCCAGAACUUGCAUAUCGCUCUGAAUAUUGUCAGAGAUUCCAUCAUUUUGGAUUUGUUAGUCUUAAAAGGUCCAAGUUGUGUUAUUCCAAAUCCAGUGUCCUUUUCAUAGUAGCAGAUUGUUAGAUUCACAACAAUAUCUGUGAUCCCCCUCCUCAUCCACUCUGUCAUUUCUGUGGUAGUGCUGUAGUUCAACUAUCAGUUCUUUUGCACCUUAGUUAGAAAGAAGCAGGUUAUGAAAGCACUUUGUUAAUGGGGAGGGCAAUUUUGUCAACAAAACGGGUACUUUGAAACAAACGAGUUGCAAAUGAGAUGGGUCCGUGGUGGUGAAGUUUAGUUCCUUGUUCAUUGUUUAAUCAAAGCAGUAAUAUUUAAGUUUAGAUCUCCACGACAAAAGCAUGGCGUGGAUUUUGAGACUUAAAAGACUAAUCUAUGUGACUGAAUGCACUUGAAGUUCACUGUUAGUGACUGUCUUUGUGUCUUAAUGUAAGGAGAGGUGGCAGAAGGAGGAAAUAAGAUCCAGAAAAAAGGGCACUUAGUUUGCAUGUGUGUAUAUGUAUGCAUGCAUUUUUCCCCCCUUGGUGUGCAUGUACUGCUGGCUGGCAGGCUGGAGGCUCUCAGGACAACCCUAGAUAAACAAACUUUGUGUCUACCCCAUCUGUUCGCCAGCUACUCAUAACUACAUGUGUUCUCAAAGGAACCAGAGUGACUAUAGGUCCACAGUGCCACUAAAGUAAGAAGAAACACCAUCAUGCAAAACAGCACACUGGACAGUCGGUUAUUUACUUCACAGCACGUUUGCAGAGCUCUUUGUUUAGCCUUGUUGGUUACUGUCAGGAGUUGGCUAGGUCUUCAGUUUUAGCUUCUAUUUUUACUUUUUUUGUUUGAAUACAGACAACGGUUGCACAGUUUGCCUCCCACUGCAGACCAGUGUAAGAUGGAUAGUCUAAUGUCUACUUGGUUUGUGAUCUUUAUUUGUAGUGGUACGUGGUAUGGACGGCCUAAACCCAGUUUGUCUUGACAUGACAGAAUUUUUACAGUCUUAAAUGGACCUUAAUAUUUCCCCAAAUUUUAUUAUGUUGAUUAACCAAAGCUUUGUAUCCGUCUUAAUCCAGAGAAAACUAGAUAUUUUCAGAAUCCAGCUAUGAUUUAUCCACUUUGGGCCUCCCUGUCUGUCCUACACAGAUGCCCUCUUCUUGAAUACAUAUGCAGAAAUGUGUGUGGAAUCAUACAGAUUAUUUACUUGAGUUUGCUUCCUCUCACUCUUUGUGGACAAUAGAAUAAGAGGUGGCUUUUUAUGUCUGUCUACACUUGUUUUCUUAAAAUAAUGUGCUACAGCUGUUUUAUUUUCCUUUUUCUAAGAGUUUUACAUGGCUGUAUGUCUGUUAGCGUGUGUGUUGGGGCGGGGUGGUUGGGGG